GCUUCUCCCAUGGAGGCCCCUGCAUGCACUUCUGAUACCCUGAAAGAGUCUUUUGCGUCCAUGUCACACCUAUGGUGCCUGGUUUCGUCUGCAGCGUCGACCUGCUGAAACGUGACGGUGAAUUGGUGUCAUGACCGCCUCGAGACUUGACGAAGACCCGCUUGCCGGGUCCGUGCUUCGGACGCUGCGAAUUCUGGGCCGGAGCAGCGAGGGCGACAAUGUGACCGUCCUCGCGUCCAGCAGCUCCACGGGGCAGCUGGUGGCCGUGAAGCUGAUAUCACGCGGCUUCGACUCGCCACGGGCAAAGUACCUGUUGCGGGAGCUGUUAAACCACUAUGAGCUAACCCUCGCCAAGCACCCGCACGUCGUCAGCCUACUGGACGUGUUCCUCACGCCGCAGCAUAUGGCCAUCGUGAUGGAGUACGUUGACGGGGAGAACCUGCAGGUGUUUACGGAGAAGGCGGGUGGGUGCGUCAUAGAGCCCCUGGCGCGCUUCCUUUUCCAGCAGCUGGUAAUCUCGCUGGACUUCUGCCACCGGCGCGGCAAGGUGAACCGUGGCAUCCGGCCCACCAGCCUGCUACUGCAGCUGAGCGCCUCGGCGCUGCCUCUGCUCAAGCUGUCGGACUUCUCGCUGAGCAAGGACACGCUGCGGCACUCGGAGCCCAGGUCGCAGGUGGGCACAGCCAUGUUCUGCGCGCCCGAGGUGCUUCAGAACUUCAAGGGGGCGCCCUACGAUGCGGCGGCAGCGGACGUGUGGGGCAUCGGCGUGGUGUUGUUCAUGGUGCUGUACGGCCGACACCCCUUCUCGCGGCCCGAAGACGCCAGCCUCACAGCGGCGCAGCAGGUGAUCGCCAUGUUCAAGCGCGUGACGGCGCCGGCGGGCAGCCCCGAGGGUGACCUGCACAUCCCGCCGCAGCUGCCCACCAGCGUGCUGGCAGGCGCGCCGCCCGGGGCGCCAAUCUCUAUGGCGGCCGCCGACCUGCUGCGAGGGCUGCUGACCAGGGACGCCAGGUCCAGGCUGACGCUUGACGGGGUCCAGCAGCACGAGUGGUUCCGCACAGGACUGCCCGAGGGCGCGGCGCUGCUGAAUGACGUUGUGGCGGCUGAGGAGCAGGCGGCCGGCUCCGCGGCGGUGAUGCAGCCCACAGUGGCGGCGCAGCUCGAGCGCAUGGUGGUGGCGGCAGCCGCCGGGCCGGUGGCGGCGCCGCCGCCGCAGCAGCAGCAGCUGCUGUCUGGUGGCGGCGGCGCCGCAACCGGCACCCACGGCGAGAGCACCGACGGCGCCGCCUCCUCCUCCGCGCAGACGGGGCUGUCCUCGCUGACAGAGGCGACACUGGGCGGUGCUGGCGGCGGCGCCAACGGAGCCUUCCCCUGCGCCUCGCCGGCCUCUGGCGCGCCGCCGCCGCAGCACCCGCAGCCCCCGCCCGCGCCGGCGGUGCCGGGCUGGACGGUCACCACCAGUGGCACCUCAGACGCCGCCGUGACGUCUGUGUCAAUCGGGUCUACCGUGCCGGGACGGCCUUGCGCCGGCGCUGGCGCCGGCGCCAGCAGCCACUCCACGGCGGCAGCGGCGGCGCCGCCGCCGCUGGUGCCUGCGCCGCAGCACCCGCAGCCGCACGUGUUGCCGGCGCUGGUGAUGCAGUCGGAGGGCGGGCUGGUGUCCAUGAUGGCGGACCUGGCCACGCCCAUGCCCUGGUCGCCGCAGGAGGCGGGCUCGGGCGCGGGCGAGGCGAGCGGCGCGGGCGGCGACGGCAGCGCGGGAGGGGGCGACCUGCUGGAUGACCUCGAGGCGCUGGUUAUGGGCCUGCCUGAGGAGGAGAUCGACAUGUCGGCCGCCUCCCUUGACUUCCUGAUGGGGGCGUCGCAGCAGCAACACACACACGCCCCGCAGCAGCAGCCGGCGCAGCCGCCGCCUCGCCAGCAGCCGCAACACCUACACCAUCUGCCGCACGCGACCAGCCCCCUCAACCCGCACCAGCACAACGCACGAGUGCACCAGCCGUACCCGCAACACCAGCAACAGCGACAGCAACCGCCCUUGCAUCACGCCAACCCGCAGCCUGGUGAUAGCGCCAUGGGAGUGAAUGCCAGCGCGCCCAGCUCCGUGGACGCCUCCGCCCUGGCCGCAGCCACAACCGGCACGGCAGCGUCGCCGCCACACCCGGCCGCGGGCGCUGGGGGGGCAGCUUCCGCAGCGGCAGGCACCGCCGCCGCGGCGGCGCAGGGCGCGCCGCGUAUCGUCGCGCCGCCGGCUCUGUUCACGUCGCUGCACACCGCAGCCGCGACCGCGGUGGACGCGACAGCGGGGCUGCUAUCUCGGCUGCGCACCGACUCGCUGCCGUCGCCUGACACGCUGGCGCUGGUGGACGCGCAGCCCUUCCUGCUGGGUGGCGGCACCGGCGGCAUGCGGCACGGCAGCGGCGCGGGCGGCGCCGGCAGCGGCAGCGGUAGCGGCGGCGGCAGCGGCGCGGCGCUCAUCAACCGCGGCGGCUCGCUGGCGUGGCUGCACCACGACGGCAGCAUCGUCACAAUCCCCUCCACCUACUCCAUGGACUGGUGCGCGCUGUCCGCACGCAGCCAGACGCUGCUCAGCGCCCCCGACCUGGACAUGCUGCAGGCGGGCGGCGGCAGCGGGACGCAGCUGGCGCCGACCGGAGGCGCGGCGCCUGGCGGCGCCGCCGCCUCGCCGGCUGGGGACGGCACGCGCGCGCCGGACGCGAGCGCAGGCGCGGGUGGCGGUGGCGGCGGCUCACCGGCGCUGGUGCAGGGCUCGGUGUGGCACCGCAUCUGUAAUGACGCCAAGGGGGCGCUGAAGGGCGUGGCGACGGAGGCGCGUGGGCUGGGCCGCGCGGCCGCUUUGGCGGCCGCGGGACUGGGCUCCGCUGCGGGCGUGAUCACCACCGGCGCCGCCACACAGCGAUUAAAGGGACGGUAGGGACAGGCUGGACGAUAGUUGGUAAUGGUACUGUUCGCAAGUGCAUGCGCGCGUUGUAUAUGACGUGCUUCACCCAUCGUGGCAUGCGAUAGGACCGUGCGCGGCGUGCGAUGUUAUUUAGGAAGGGGCUUCGGGGCCAGACCCACAACAUGGCCAGGCCAGGCAAGCAGCAAGCAUGUUUCCAUAUAUUAUGGGGACCUAAGGUCAUUAGCCCAAGAGUGGUGUUGAGAUACACCGGGGUUGUAGUCCCUACGACAGGGACGUAAUGGGCCGCCUACCCCUAACCCCUGCUGGAAGGUGGUGAAAGGGAAGACCGUGCCGCACUUUGAGAGGAACGAGACGGAAGAAGCGGUGUACCGGCCCCGGUGCACCCUGGUGCCAGUCCGCCAUGCAGCUCAAGCUGCUUCACGCAGGCGUCGUCACCUUCACACCACCAGCCCUGUGGCCUGUGCACGAGGUGCCAGAGGCUGCGUCCAGGAACCCAUAGCAUUGCCACCCAUGGACAGGGUCAGGGCGCGAUGGGACAGGGUAAGGAGCAUGUGGCGUACGCUGCCCAGCUGCAAUACGCCUCACCUGUGAACUACGCCGCGGUUCGUGGGUGACAUCAUCAAGGUCCUGAUUGGCUUCCACUGCGGCCAAUCUGCAACUGCAUUUGCACCUGUUAGCCUCCCAGCUUUGCCGUAAGGGUCGCUGCAGGCGCCCGUGCGUCUUCUGCAAGUCAAAGGGGAAGGGUGGGGUGGGUGGUGAGCUUGCUCCGGCGCCCACGAUUGCCACCUGCCCUCGCUGUGCGCCAUAUUCCAUCCGGCUCCGGCCUUGUAACAUCCUCUAGUGGGCUGGCCGGUCUGCCCUAUCAAUCAAAGCAUGGAGAGACAGCCCAACAUUCAUCAUCCAAGUGUCCAAGUCGUAAAAGGCGCCUUGCAGUGCUCGCGUUUGUAGCCUCUAGCACGUCAUGUGUAUUGAAUGCAUGUAUGAAGGAGAAGACCAGAUUGUGAGAUGGCAC
This is a messenger RNA of Chlamydomonas reinhardtii, 3935 nucleotides long. RefSeq lists its product as uncharacterized. Gene Ontology annotation, cellular component: cytoplasm. The transcript has 10 exons. Gene Ontology annotation, molecular function: protein serine/threonine kinase activity; ATP binding. Lineage: Eukaryota; Viridiplantae; Chlorophyta; Chlorophyceae; Chlamydomonadales; Chlamydomonadaceae. The coding region runs from base 131 to 2935 and encodes 934 amino acids. The record is from RefSeq and is a predicted model, not a curated record. Gene Ontology annotation, biological process: intracellular signal transduction; protein phosphorylation.